AAAAUCAGCUGCGAAGGUGAUGACCCGCAUGCAUGAUGACAGAAGUAAACGACGGUGAUGAAAUUUUGAACGAUGUUGGAAAAAUAUUUAAUGUAAAAAUGCAAUUUGUUAUUAAUGAUUGUAAUAAGUCAGAAGAGUACGCUUUUAAGUUAGUAAUUAAAUUACGUUUGCAUAGAUUCUGUUAACCUAAUUAUUCCAUAUUAAGUUCUCUGAAGAUAACAAAUUAAUUUUUUUGUACUGAACCUCAUUUCAAAGUUCCGCGUAGUGGAAGCCGACAGUUUAUCAAAAUUGAAGAAGAAUCGGAAACAUUUUGUUCGACAAAAUUAGCAAUUUCAAGUGAUUUUUACAGCGAGAAAAAUCAAUUGUAAUAUGAGUGCGGAUAGUGUUACGCUGGUUACGUUGGUGGCCAGUGGAAUUUUACUGCGGGCGAUCCUUUCUUUGCAUUCCUAUUCGGGACAGAACAAACCGCCGAUGUUCGGAGAUUUUGAAGCUCAACGCCAUUGGCAGGAGACUACGGUGAACCUUCCAAUCCGGGAGUGGUAUGAGAACAGUACGAACAACGAUCUACUAUACUGGGGCUUGGACUAUCCGCCCCUUACGGCCUAUCACAGUUUCCUGGUUGGAAAGUGGGCACUGUUUAAGAAUUCGACCUUUGUCAAGCUCUACGAGUCGCGUGGAAUCACGGAAGAUACGCACAAGGAAUUUAUGCGAAAUACGGUCCUGCUAGUGGAUUUCUUUUUGUACAUCCCGGCAAUACUCUUUGGUUGCUACACCGUCCGGAAGAAGAUUUUCGGUGGAAGCAUCGCGGGAAGUGAUAUCCUGUCCAUGUUGGUUGCAGUGCUCUACCCGGGACAAAUGCUGAUCGAUAACGGCCACUUCCAGUAUAAUAAUGUGUCCUUGGGAUUCGCAGCAGCGGCCAUAGCGGCGAUAUUGAUGGAAAAGCACUUACUUGGAGCGCUGGUAUUCGUGCUGGCAUUGAACUACAAACAGAUGGAAUUGUACCACGCCUUGCCAUUCUUUUUCUUCUUGCUUCAAUGGUGCUUUCAACGGGGCCCGAAAGGAUUUGAUUGGAGAGUUGGAAUCUGGAGGCUGUUCAAAGUUGGAUCUGUCGUUGUUGUGUCCUUUGUGAUCAUCUGGAGUCCAUGGCUCGUGUCGAUUGACUCUUUGAAGCAAGUGGUUCAUAGAGUUUUCCCAGUGGCCAGAGGCGUUUUCGAGGAUAAGGUUUCCAAUGUGUGGUGCAUUGUAAAUGUGUUUAUCAAAUUAAGAAACUACCCUAAUUCGUUCAUGGCAAUGGUUUGCCUCGUUUGUACUUUGAUCGCCGUGCUGCCGUCUGGAUCUCACCUGCUCUUCAGACCAUCCAAGAAAAACUUCCUGCUAGCAUUGCUUAACUCAUCCCUAGGAUUUUUCCUCUUCAGUUUCCAAGUUCAUGAAAAAUCUAUUCUUAUCGCCACUCUACCAGCUCUUCUGCUAUUCCAGCUGUAUCCAUUCGAAUGCUUCUGGUUCCUACAAAUUUCCACCUUCAGCAUGAUCCCUCUCCUGCACAAAGAUGGGCUUCUACUUCCGUACCUCGCCCUAUCCCUCCUAUCUCUCACUCUCCUGAAAUCAUCAAUUCAGGCGCUGAACAAUUUCAAACCCAUCUCCAGGACCUUCUUUGGUGACAUUUUCAACAUCGGAUCAUUCCUGCAAACAAUCGACGGCAGCAAGAAAUCUCACCAUAUUAAUCGAGCGCUGGUACUCGGAUUCUACAGUUCUCUGAUGGGACAAACAUUACUGUUAUUUGCAUUCGUAGUCAUGCAGCCCCCAAUGCAUUUGCCGUUCCUUUGGCCGCUGCUUAUCUCCGCAUACAGUUGUGGGCAUUUUGUGUUAUUCUUUAUCUACUUUAACUAUCGGCAGUUCUUUUCGUAUGCUAAUGAGGCAACUCAUGUGAAGCGUGCGUCAGGCAAACGGAAACUUAAAUAAAAUGUGUCAACCUA
Messenger RNA from Armigeres subalbatus, 1973 nucleotides. RefSeq names its product probable dolichyl pyrophosphate Man9GlcNAc2 alpha-1,3-glucosyltransferase (gene gny). The record is from RefSeq and is a predicted model, not a curated record. Gene Ontology annotation, molecular function: dolichyl pyrophosphate Man9GlcNAc2 alpha-1,3-glucosyltransferase activity. Gene Ontology annotation, biological process: protein N-linked glycosylation. Gene Ontology annotation, cellular component: endoplasmic reticulum membrane. The transcript has 2 exons. Lineage: Eukaryota; Metazoa; Arthropoda; Insecta; Diptera; Culicidae. The coding region runs from base 370 to 1959 and encodes 529 amino acids.